Messenger RNA from Cyprinodon variegatus (sheepshead minnow), 1070 nucleotides. Its product is annotated as GTPase IMAP family member 4-like. The transcript is spliced from 2 exons. The coding region runs from base 1 to 828 and encodes 275 amino acids. The record is from RefSeq and is a predicted model, not a curated record. Gene Ontology annotation, molecular function: GTP binding. NCBI's taxonomy places the organism in Eukaryota, Metazoa, Chordata, Actinopteri, Cyprinodontiformes, Cyprinodontidae.
AUGGAUUCAGACUCAGCUAAAGAAACAAGAAUUGUCCUCCUGGGAAAAACUGGAGCUGGUAAAAGUUCAACAGGGAACACCAUCCUGGGAGAGAAGAAGAAGAAGGCUUUCAAUGUCGACUUUUCUUCUUCAUCUGUGACUGAGAAAUGUCAAAAAGAAACUUGUCACAUGAAUGACAGAACAGUGACCGUCAUUGAUACUCCGGGGAUGUUCGACACAAAGCUCUCUGAGAAAGACUUAAAAACAGAAAUAGAAAAAUGUAUCAUGAUGUCUCUUCCUGGACCACAUAUAUUCCUGCUUGUCAUCAGUCUUGCUGAACGCUUUACAGCAGAGGGGAAGAAUGCCAUCAAGUGGAUCACAGAAAACUUUGGUGAGGGAGUCUCAAAGUACACAGUUGUUGUUUUUACCAGAGGUGGUGAGCUUGAAGGCACCAUUGAGAACCAUUUGCAGAAAAGUGAGGAUCUGAAGAAGCUCAUUGGUGACUGUGAAGGUAGAUAUGUUGUGUUUAACAAUGAGAACAUUGGAAAUCGCACUAAGGUGAAUGAUCUAUUUGAGAUUAUAGACAAGGUGGUAGAAUUAAAUGGAGGCCAUUAUACCAGCAAGAUUUACAAACAGGCCCAGAAUAAACUAUGGUGGGGUCAGGUUGGACAAGGUGUGGAGAAUGCAGGAAGUUAUUUAAUGUGGGCAGCAGGAGCAGCUGCAGUUCGUGGUGCAAUGAUGGCAGGGGAAGCUGUAGCUUUGUCAGCCACACAAAUGGCAGCACUAGGAGGUGCAGCAGUUAUGAAAGGUAUCGGAUGGUUACUCACACCUAAAAAAGACAACAGCUAAAGAAAGUCAGAAAAUUACUUAUCUGUACACAUACAUACUGCUUUUACACUUUUUAUUAUUCAAUUAAAUAUAUUGUAUUUUAUCUUACAUAUAUCCAAUGGGACUGGCACAGUUAUAAAGAGGCUACCUUUCAUGCUGUAAAAUGAAAAUAGAGCUUCUUUGUUCUAUCAAGAUCUUACCUAUGUUUAAGAAGUUCUCAGAAAGGGAUUAAGGAUCCUUCAAAUUCAAUAUCAUUUAAAGUG